This is a messenger RNA of Purpureocillium takamizusanense, 2278 nucleotides long. RefSeq lists its product as uncharacterized. NCBI's taxonomy places the organism in Eukaryota, Fungi, Ascomycota, Sordariomycetes, Hypocreales, Ophiocordycipitaceae. Gene Ontology annotation, biological process: protein secretion. Gene Ontology annotation, cellular component: endoplasmic reticulum membrane. The transcript has 2 exons. The coding region runs from base 199 to 1992 and encodes 597 amino acids. Gene Ontology annotation, molecular function: guanyl-nucleotide exchange factor activity; GTPase activator activity; protein binding. The record is from RefSeq and is a predicted model, not a curated record.
CUGGUCCACCUGGCCUCGUCCUGCCUCUCGUUCCUCAUCAGCCCUCGUCUCAAGCUGCGAUCAGCUGCACGCGCGCAAUUCGCACCCAGGCUCCCGUCGCUCCUAAGCUGUGUGUGUGCCUUCGAGUUGCGCCGCUGUCCACGCUCGACUCGAAACCCGCGUCGCACGAGUCCGGCCGAGCCGGGACGCCUCGAGUGCAUGCCCUCGACCUGCAGCGUCAUGUCCGUCCCGUUUCCCUGUGCGAGCAUUGAGCUCGAUUACCCGCUCUACGCCCUCGACUUUGAUCCCGAGGAUGCGCAGCGCCUCGUUGUUGGUGGAGGAGGCGGUGCCGGCCGCUCCGGCGUCGGGAACAAGAUCACCGUCCUAGACGUCGCAUCGCAGACGGAGCUGCGCGUGGCCGCCGAUGUCGAGCUCUCCCGCGACGAGGACAGCGUCAUGUCCCUCGCCGUUGGCCCUCGCAAGGGCAAGACGACAUACAUCUACGCCGGCGUCAACUCGAGCCCCGACGACAUCGCCAAGGGCAAGAACGAGAACCUGCGCACCCUCGCCAUUGAGCAGUCCAAGGCCCGCGGCUCCGUCGGCGUCAAGACUCCCGAGGCCAAGGUCCAAGAACUGUCUCGCGUCGCCGCCUUUGCCAACCCGGACGCAGACACCUACCAGCGCCUACUGCGGGUGUGCGGCUCCGUUGGUGCCGCCGCUACGGCAAUGGGAAAGGACUCCCAGAUCGCUGUUUUCGAUGCCGUCCCCGCGUCAAACGGCGCGCCCAAACCUAGGGGCGUCGUCGAGCUGCCACGCGACGCUGAAGAUUUGGACAUUGUGCAGACCGGCGAUGGCCAGUUCCAGUUGGCCUUCUGCCACAAGUAUGAGCUGCGACUUCUCGACAUUGGCAAGGAGGAGACGGAGCCACGCCUCGUCUUUACGAUGCCCGACGACCAUGGCGAACGACCAGUCUUCCGCUCCAUCCGCUACCUGUCCCCAGAGUUCAUUGUCGCCGUCUCCAAUCUGCCCAAGAGGAGCGGCGUGCUCAUUCAGGGCUUCCGCCUGCCGACGCCCGGCCACGAAAACGCCCGCAUUGCCGUCACGACGCGCAUUCCGCGCAAGAUCUCGGCCACUGCCAUGGCCGUCGCCAAUCUCGCCCCUCCCGAAACCCCCGGGGGUCCUGUGCGCGACACACAGUUCAUCAUCGCCGUCGCCGGCCAUGAUUCGUCGAUAUCCGUCUACACGCUCGAGCAUCAGCUCUCCACUGCGCUGAACCUGCUCCACGACCUGUAUCCCUUGUACACACUCAAAGAUGUCCAUGGCGCCGAUAACAUCACCGGCGUUGCCUUCUCCCGCUUCGUCACUCCCAAGGCCCACAUCCGCCAGCAGUUUAUCAAGCUCGCCAGUAUCUCCCUCCAAAAGUCUGUUGCCGUGCACAGCAUCCCCCUCAAGAAGUUCGUCGACAGUCGGCCCCGCAACGCCAAGGCUCCGCCUCGCCCCGUGAGAUACGUCACCGCAAUGAAGGCGCGGCGUCCCUCGCCUCGCACAUUAAUCAUCAUCCUCACAUGCAUAGUGCUCAUCAUGGCCAUUGUGUGGCAGUCGGUCAUGGAAAUGUACGGCCGCUCGAGGCCCGUUCUCUCCGCGCAGCAAUGGCUCCCCUCGUGGCACGGCACACUGCGCUCCCCGGACCACCAGCCGUCCGUCUUCUUCGAGAACCACAUCAUCUCCAAGCUCGCCAGCGGCAAGACCCUCCUCGAGGGCGAGACCAUGGUACUUUAUGAGACCCAGGCUCCCAACGGCGAGGCUGAGGCCACGCUCACCGCCGAGGUCCACGAUCACAAGGUCCACGGUCCCGCCAAGACGUGGGAGGACCUCCCCGCCGAUCAGAAGCUAGUCUGGCGCCAACGUCUGCGCGAGGCUGGCGCCUGGACUCAGGGCAUGGGCGAGAGCGUCUUCAAGGGCAUUCUGUUUGGGCAGAUUGCCGGCGCCAUCGGCGACGCUGUGGGCAACUAGUGGCGGCCAUGAGCAGAAGGCAUCACCACACGCAAAGCGGUAGGGGACAUGCAUCAUGAACCUGGAUUCUACCGCAUGACCGACAAUGAUUGGUUGGACUGUACACUUUUUUUCCACUUUGACGAAACAUACGGGACGCUACUUCGUGGGCUCGGACGCCUGGUUUUGGACUUACAAAAGGAGUUUCGUUGGUCUUGGUAUACGGGCAUGAUUGGUGGUGGUGUAGGAAGGCCUGGAAGGGGGGCCUGUGUAUAGCAUGAUUAAGUGGAAAGACAUAUGACGCUUG